AAGUUUUCAAAUAAUUAAUAAAAAUAUUUAAUCAAUAUUUAGAAGAUUUUUAUAAAUCACCAGAGGUAUAAUAAGAAAUUGAGGGUAAAUCUUAUCGCUGAUACGCGUGGGAAUGGCUGAUAAGUUAAUUGAUGAUAAAAAACCCAAACUAACACGUUCACGUGCACGUCAUUUACGUCGUAAGCGUUUAAUAAUAGCGCGCAAAGAAGCUGAUAAAAAAACUAUAAAUAUUGAAUUUACUGAUAAUAAUUCAAUAAAUAAUAAUUCAAAUUUAUUAUCAUCUUCAGCGACGACAAUUGAAUCACUAGAAAAUAAUUCAACUCCACUAGCGGAUAGCAAUUUAACAAAAUCAAAAGCACGUCGUCUGCGAAAGAAACAUAAGAAAGUUGAUAACAGCAACGAAUUAAUAGAAAAUAAAAAAAAUUUAGAAUUAAUCAACGAUAUCGAUAAAAUAAAUUACAAUAAUAUUUUGAUAAUAAACUCAAAUAGUGACAACAAAAGUAUUAAUGAUUCAUUAUUAUUGUCAAGUGAAAAUGAUAAAGUUGACAAAAUUUCACUGGUGAAUGAAGAAAUUAAUGAGGACAAAAAUAUAAGUAAUGAAAUAGUUGACACAAAUAUUUAUGACAGUAAUAAUAAAAAAAUAAUAAAAAUGAAUAACGAUUCGAGUAAAACACGUGAGCAAAUAAAAGCUGAACGCGAAGCUAAAAAAUUAGCUAAAGCUGUUUCUAAAAAUAAAAAAAAUAAAGUUCUCACUGACAAUAUUGGCGGUAAAGUUUUAAAUGAUGAUAAACUUGAGUUGCUGAAAGAUGUUAGAAAUUCAUCACUGAUUGAUCAGGAUCAAUUAACUACAGACACUACUGACUUCUGUCAUGCGUCUAAAGAAAUAUCACCGGUAAUUCCUUCCGAGUACAUCAUCCGUAAAUUAACUAUUGAGGAUAAAGAUUCAAAUGUAAGUAAAGUGCUAGGGAUAAAUGAUUCCAUUGAAAUAAAUCUUACAAGUAAAUCUCAAUUACGGGCUGAAAGACGCGCUAAGCAGGAAGCGCAACGCGCUGCCAAAGAAUUGGAAAAGAGUCAGAAGAAAAAUGUUACGAAAAAAGAUAAUAGUAGUAGUAGUAGUAAUAGUAAGAAAGCUGUCGCAAGUACUGGGGAAAAUGUUGUAGGAAUUAAAGAAGAAGAGGGUACGAAAAAAAUAGUUAAGAAAAUAAUGACUGCCAGUGGGGUGAUAAAUCAUGAGAUGAAUUUAUUUAAACACUUGUAUCAUGAACGUGAGCAGUGUCAUGUUGACAUGCCGGUGGUUAAUUCACAUUUGCAUCCGGCGAUUGUAAGACUUGGGGUGCAGUACAAAGACAAAGUUAUUGUGGGCAGCAAUGCUAGAUGUGUUGCAUUUUUAUCUGCACUUAAGCAACUGAUUUAUGAUUACGAACGCCCGAGCCAAGCUGAUUUCACACGUGGUUUGGAAAGUUGUUUUCAAGAGUCUAUGGCUUAUUUACACUACUGCAGACCUCUGGCUGUUUCGAUGCAAAAUGCGUUGAAACAUAUCAAGUGGAAAAUGACUUUACUGCCGAGAACUACUCCCGAUGAUCAGGCAAAAUCUCAGUUGGCGAAUGCUAUUGAUACUUAUAUACAAGAACAAAUAUUAUUGGCUGGCGAAGCCAUUUCUAUGACAAUUCGUACAAAAAUAUCUAAUGGCGAUGUUAUUUUAACUUAUGGAUACUCAUCAUUAAUUCAGAGAAUUUUAUGCGACGCUUACGACGCCGGUCGUAAAUUUCGCGUGAUAAUUGUUGACGGAAGACCAUGGCUUGAAGGGAGAGAAUUACUACGAAGACUCGCUAAACAUGGCGUUGAAUGUUCUUACAUACUAAUAAAUGCUCUUAGUUUCAUAAUGCCUGGAGUAAAUAAAGUAUUCGUUGGAGCCCAUGCAAUAUUAGCUAACGGAGCAGUGAUGUCUCGUGCUGGCACAGCCCAAGUCGCUUUGAUGGCUAAAGCAUUUAACGUUCCUGUGUUAGUUGCUUGCGAAACCCACAAAAGCUGUGAACGUGUGCAAACAGACUCGAUAGUAUGCAACGAAAUCGGUAACGCCGAUGAAUUGGACUUCAAUACUACCGGUGUAACUAAAAAGUCACCUCUGUCCAAUUGGAAAGCUAAGAAAACAUUGAAUUUGUUAAAUAUUAUGUACGAUGUAACUCCCGCCGAUCUUGUGACUGCUGUCGUCACGGAGCUGGCCAUUUUACCCUGCACAAGUGUCCCCGUUAUAUUGCGAAUUAAACCCUCGGAAAUUUGAGCGUUGAUUUAUCGGCUUAUCAACAAGGAAUUUAAAAUAAUUAUUAUUAUUAUAAAUCUUUACUCAUUAAUAAUAAUGGACGCAGCUUAUUACGAGCUAUAUAUAUAUAAAUAAGUGAGUAUAUUAUAUAUUAAAUGUAUAUGAGUUUAUAUUGAUGUUUAAUUAAUAAUUAUAUAUUAUUAGAAUAUAAUUAACUGGUGGGAUUUUCAAUAAACGAAUUUUUAAAUCGCAA
Molecule: messenger RNA, 2513 nt
Organism: Microplitis mediator
Lineage: Eukaryota; Metazoa; Arthropoda; Insecta; Hymenoptera; Braconidae
Gene: eIF2Bdelta
Product: translation initiation factor eIF-2B subunit delta
Exons: 6
Coding region: 113-2281 (722 amino acids)
Source: RefSeq, a predicted model, not a curated record